AUGGACCUGCUGCUGCUGCUGCUGCUGCUGCUGCUGCUGCUGCUGCCGCCCUCCUCCUUGGGCCUGUACACCCUGCCACCUCUGGCCUCCUCUCCCCCAGCCGUACUGCAGACCACCCCCCAGAGCGAGUGCAAUCUGAGGGUGGAUCCGCCCGCACUGGUCGUCAGGUUUGGAGAUCCAGUCUGGGUGAACUGCUCCAACACUGAGGUGUCAAUGAUGGGAUGGAACGGUCUGCAGCGUGAGUGUGUGUCCAUGGCCUCCUCCCUGCUGUGGACAGAGGAGGCCCUCAGGAGCUGGACUCUGGAUCCAGUGUGUUUCGCUCUGACUGUGGUCGGCCCCUGUCAGGCCUCUGUGCAACUCCUGGUUUACCAGGCUCCAGAGGCUGUCUCCAUACGCUUCAGGGAGGGGCCCCUGGUCCAGGACCUGACAGAGGACCCCUUGGGGCCCCUGGUGCAGGACCUGACAGAGGACCCCUUGGGGCCCCUGGUGCAGGACCUGACAGAGGACCCCUUGGGGCCCCUGGUCCAGGACCUGACAGAGGACCCCUUGAGGCCCCUGGUCCAGGACCUGACAGAGGACCCCUCGGGGCCCCUGGUCCAGGAGCUGGUGCAGGGCCGGCUGUACUCGCUGCAGUGUGAGGUGAGGGCCGGGGCCCCCGCUCAGAGCAUGAGGGUGAGGUUCUUCAGGGGCCUCCAGGAGCUGGGAGCACAGAACAGCACCUCAGGGGCCCCUGGUCCAGUGGACCUCAGCUUCUCCCUGGUCCACAACGUCAGUAGAGAGGACCAUGGGGCCCUCUUCUGGUGCGAGGUCACUCUGCAGCUGGGCCCCCAGGGGCCACAACCCCCCCCUGUGGUCCGCUCUGACAACAUCACAGCCAGCGUCCUCUUGAGGGAGUACCAGGUGGAAGCUCCGCCCACUCUGCCUGCCCAAGUGCAUGAUGGGAAACCCACGGUGCAGAGUCAGAAGGGACAGAGACGCCGGCCGGAGGAGGCGGAGCCAAGAGGAGCAGGCCCCGCCCCCUGCUCCAGCGCUCUCCUUCUAUUGGCUCUGCUGCUGCUUCAGUCCUAUCCUUUCCCGUGCGCUCUGUCCGGUGCUUUACGGUACUGUCUCCCGGUAACGCCCCUCCUCUCUCCGGGCUUCACGAUCCCUCCGUCAGCCACACAUCCACAUGCUCUCCGCGGACUCAGAACCCUCCACCCGGCUGAGGAGCUCCAGGCCUCCAGCCCCGCAGACCCCCCACCCAGUUUUAUCCCUGACCAAAGCCCAGACACUUUGCUGAACGUCUUCUUGGCCAUUGCUGUCGACAAUCUGGCAAAUGCUCAGGAGCUCACAAAGGAUGAGGAGGAGCAGGAGGAGGCUGCGAGUCAGAAGACCGCUCUGCAGAAGGCCAAGGAGGUGGCAGAGGUCAGCCCCCUUUCUGCAGCAAACCUGUCCAUCGCUGCUAAGGAGCAGCAGAAGAACUUUUCCAGAGGAAACAACAACAAGUCUGUUUGGGAGCAGAGAACCAGCGAGAUCCGAAGACAGAAGCUGAUGACGAGUCGAGAGGCGCUCUACAACGAACUGGAGCAGGAGGAGUGGAAGGGGGUAGAGGGGGAGCAGGUGAGGAGGGGGAGAGGUGGGAGAGGGGGAGAGGGGGAGCAGGUGAGGAGGGGGAGAGGUGGGAGAGGGGGAGAGGGGGGGGAGCAGGUGAGGAGGGGGAGAGGUGGGAGAGGGGGAGAGGUGGGGGGAGCAGGUGAGGAGGGGGGACUAUGGACCCUUAAACCCACUUCUUUCUGA
Molecule: messenger RNA, 1776 nt
Organism: Knipowitschia caucasica
Lineage: Eukaryota; Metazoa; Chordata; Actinopteri; Gobiiformes; Gobiidae
Source: the annotation of a GenBank genome assembly